This is a messenger RNA of Clupea harengus (Atlantic herring), 905 nucleotides long. RefSeq names its product guanylin family protein. Gene Ontology annotation, molecular function: guanylate cyclase activator activity. Lineage: Eukaryota; Metazoa; Chordata; Actinopteri; Clupeiformes; Clupeidae. The record is from RefSeq and is a predicted model, not a curated record. Gene Ontology annotation, cellular component: extracellular region.
UGUUUGGGGCAGACACCAACUGUGACAACACCUCAGGAGCAACUUCAAGAGAAAGGCACAAGAAAGACACUGCUACCCUCCAACGCCACCAUGAAGACCAUCUUCUCUGUCACUCUUCUGCUUGCAGCUCUCUUCCUGGCCACGGAUGCCGUCCAAAUCAUAGACGGCGAUGACAGCUUCUCGCUCGAGUCGGUGAGGGUGCUCCAGGAGCUGGCGGUGCCGUUUGGCGGCAUGGCUGUGAAGGCGAGCCCCCGCGUGUUCAAGACCAGCUACGGCUCCGUCUGUGCCCACCCAACCCUGCCACAGGAGUUUGUGCCCCUGUGUCAGCAGGAAGGAGCCGCCAUGCGCCUCGCCAGACUGUGUGCUGUCCCAAUGGACGUGUGUGAGAUCUGUGCAUUCGUUGCCUGCACCGGCUGUUCAUAGAAUGCUCUCACCCCAGCUAAGCAGGAGAAGCAAGCCCUCGCCAUGAGAAAUCUGAAGCUAAUGAUCUGGCUCAUUACCCCUUCUUCCCAGACAAACACCAUGGCGAACAUCCAUCCACACACACACAUACACACACUCACACUCACACUCUCUCUCUCACACACACGCACAUAUGUCCAAAUCUGUUAUUAACUUACAGCCUUAGUUUCUCCUUACCAUUUUGAGUCUCCAGUCACCAAAUAUAAAGAGAGGGAGUGGUUGCUAAACAUUCAUUUGGAGUGAAGGAACAUCAUGGAUCUGAAAUUUAGGGCAAAACUGCUUACAAAACUGUUACUCUUUUUCAACAAGUUCUGGGCACCCUUUUUGUUUUGUUACAAGCUGAUAUAGUUUAUUUAAUUUAGGUGUAUUUUUCUACAGCAUUAUUUACUGUUUUUGUAUGUUCAUCUCUGCCUUGUGUGUUCAAUAAACUGCUUUCAAAGGUA